Molecule: messenger RNA, 1808 nt
Organism: Penaeus monodon (black tiger shrimp)
Lineage: Eukaryota; Metazoa; Arthropoda; Malacostraca; Decapoda; Penaeidae
Gene: Kap-alpha1
Product: importin subunit alpha-7-like
Biological process (GO): NLS-bearing protein import into nucleus
Cellular component (GO): nucleus; nucleoplasm; cytoplasm
Molecular function (GO): protein binding; nuclear import signal receptor activity
Source: RefSeq, a predicted model, not a curated record
GUUAUUGGAACAAUAGAUUCCCGAAACUCAGUGAGAACUCCACAGGGUUGGAAGGAGUGAUAGACAAAAACAAAUCCAUUAGUUUACAUUAAUUAAGUUUAAUUUCACUUGUAAUCACAAUAGGAAGAUGUCGGGGCCAUCACAGCACAAGUAUCGUUACAAGAACCAGGGUCUAGACUCUGCAGAGAUGCGGCGGCGGAGAGAAGAAGAAGGUGUGCAACUAAGAAAACAAAAGCGAGAGCAGCAGUUAGCCAAGCGAAGAAAUGUCAAUGACCUUACACCAGGUCUUGGAGAAGAUGAAGCAGUAGAGGUUUCUAUGAACCAGGAGAGUAAUCAACAAGGUGGUGUGGUUGGUGGAAGCCUUAUCACUACAGAAAUGGUCCAAGCCCUCUACAGUGAUGAUGUGGAAGCCCAGCUGAAUGCCACACAAAAGUUCCGCAAACUGCUUUCUCGGGAGCCAAAUCCACCUAUUGAUGAAGUUAUCCAAACGGGCAUUGUUCCAAGAUUUGUUGAGUUUCUCCAAAGGGAUGGCCACUGUACUUUGCAGUUUGAAGCAGCUUGGGCCCUAACCAACAUAGCCUCUGGCACAAGCACGCAGACCCGAAUUGUAAUAGAAGCUGGUGCAGUACCUAUCUUCAUCCGCCUCUUGAGCUCAGAUUUUGAAGAUGUCCAAGAACAGGCUGUUUGGGCACUAGGCAACAUUGCAGGAGAUUCACCAGAUUGCCGUGAUUAUGUUUUGUCUGAAAAUAUUCUUAUGCCUCUAUUACAGCUCCUCAGUAAAUCCACUCGACUCUCAAUGACAAGGAAUGCAGUUUGGGCACUCAGUAACCUGUGCCGAGGAAAGAACCCACCACCAGACUUUGCCCGUGUAUCCCCAUGUCUCCCAGUUCUGUCCCGUCUACUCUUCCAUAGUGAUGCUGAUGUAUUAGCAGAUGCCUGUUGGGCUCUUAGUUACCUUAGUGAUGGACCCAAUGAAAAGAUUCAGGCAGUUAUUGAUGCUGGUGUAUGCCGCAGACUUGUGGAACUCUUAAUGUUUAAUCAGCACAGUGUUGUUGCAGCUGCCUUGAGAGCAGUAGGAAAUAUUGUAACUGGAGAUGAUGUUCAAACACAGGUAAUCCUUAACUGUUCUGCCUUGCCAUGUCUGCUACACCUGCUAGCAUCCCCCAAGGAAUCCAUCCGAAAAGAAGCAUGCUGGACCAUUUCAAAUAUCACAGCUGGCAAUCGCUCUCAGAUUCAAGCUGUGAUAGAUGCAAACAUAUUUCCUGUUUUGAUUGAGAUCCUUGGCAAAGCUGAAUUCAAGACCAGGAAGGAAGCUGCAUGGGCCAUCACCAAUGCCACUUCUGGUGGAACACCUGCACAGAUUAGAUACCUUGUUGAACAGGGCUGUAUACCACCUCUCUGUGAUUUGCUAACAGUCAUGGAUGCCAAAAUUGUCCAGGUGGCUCUUAAUGGCAUCCAGAACAUUCUUCAGCUUGGUGAACAAGAAGCCAAGACAACAUUUGGUGUCAAUCCAUAUGCUGUGUUAGUUGAGGAAUGCUAUGUAUGAAAUCUAUAGUAAAGGCAACCUUUGGUUUGUUAACUUUUGCAUUCUAAGUAUUUUACUUCUGCUCAUCUUGAACUUAGCCAUUUUCAGUGAGGCAUAUAUAUUGCAAUUGUAGCAGUAUAUGAUGCCCUUGUGAUAGUGAAGGUAGUGAUAGUGUUUAUGAUAGUGAGGGUAGUGAUAGUGUCAGUGAUGCUACUGUAUUACUCUGUAUGAAUGUGGCACUUGAGUAAAUGUUGAGUAUGAGUAAAUGAUGCUCCCUGACCCA